GCGGCGCCCGGCCCGGCCCGGUAGACCCGUCCCCGCCCGCCCGAGCCCUGUGGCCUUGCUACGGGGCAAACCCCGGGGCGGAGGGGGGGGUCUCCGCCGCUGACGGAAGGCGGCAGCCACGGUCCCGCCUCCCUGGCGCUGCCGCCGAGCCCGCUCCCGCUCAGCGGCGGGCGGGCGGGCGAGCGAGCGGUUCCCGCCCCAACGCCUCCUUCCCCCGGCGUGGCAGCCCGCAGCGCUCCCGCCGCCCGGGGCGGGGGUUUUAACGAUGGGUCCCGCCGGCAUGCAGCGGGGCGGGCAAGAUCCCCACCGGGCCGGCUGUCGCCCCCGUUCUCCCCUCGGGGUUGGAGGGGGGGGGGGUCCCGGGCGCGGCCGCCGGUGGCCGCAGGUGCCCGGCGGGGUGUGGCGGCGGCUCGGCUCGUACCGCCCCGGCUCCUCCCCGCCGGGGUCCUCGCCGUCCGCUGCGCCUGCCCCCGCCGCUCCGCUCCGCCCUGAGCCGGGCCUCGAGCGGGACAUGGCGCCGGCCUUCCCCUGAGGAGCCGGGCCGCAGCGGGGGAGAGCGGCCGCCGCCGCCAUGGAGGAGGACCCGGAGCUGGAGAGGAAGGCUGUGGAAGAGUUACUCAAAGAGGCAAAACGUGGGAGAACCAGAGCUGAAACAAUGGGAGCUAUGGGUUGCCCUUUGUCAGAGGAGUCCUGGAGAAGAGAUGCACAAACCCUGGAGACAUCUAGUGUAAGGCCAUCAAUCCUGCAUUGGCACUGGAUAGUUGAAGCAACUCGGCCUGUGAAGAAAAGAUUUGUUCUGCCAUCUGUCUUUGGGUUGAAAUGUCCUCUUGCUGGUACAAAUAAAAGAUUUCUUAUUAAUACCAUCAAAAACACGUUACCGUCUCAAAAAGAACAAGACCAAGAACGUGAGCAAAAGGAAGACAGUAAGGAGCCUGAGCCAAACAAAAGCAGGAAAGAAGAAAAACCAAAGAAAUGCAGAAUUCACCCAUAUACACCCAGCUUUCAGUCCAGAAGGAGAGUCAGCUGCUCUCCUCCGAGGCACCGAAACAGGAACCAGCACACAAAGGAUAAGCAUGAAAAGCGGUCAAGCAAACGAUGAGGAGAGGAGAGUGACGAAUACGUGUUGUUACAAGCCAGGAAUGUCAUUAAGUGUCAGACUGCAGGGAUGUCUCAGUUUUUCAGGAAAAGAUGCUGUUCAAAAUUGAAUUUUGAACCAACUUGCUUGUGUGAGAAGUAACCUUGAGGUAGCUUUAGAAAACUUUUCUUUGGGACCUUUAAGAGAAAAGCAAAGUGCAGCAUAAAUCUUCCCGUCGUUUUAGAACAGACAUUCCUUUCCCUUUGCUCCGUUCCUCUCCCUUUCUGACUAAGCUUAGGGUCUUGGUGAUGGAGCGUGAUACGUGUGUCACUGUCCAAUACAACUCAUUUAGUCAUGUCACUCUUUCGGUAAUAAAUCUAAAUUAAGCAGAAAUCUAUUUAUUGUGUAAAGUUCGCAGAACUUCUUUGCUGCUAACCAAUAAAGAAGUUUUGCAUGUUUGGGUUAGUUUAGUUUUACAGAAUCUAGAAGGGAAAUCUGGUCAGUGCCUGGCCAAGCACAUGCAUUUUGUAUAGAAUAUAAGAGUUUGCUUUCUUUAGUAUAAAAAGAAAAAAAUUUAAAAUGGGCAGUGCUGGUUUUGCUUUCCAGGAGGAACUACCAGGAAAUACUGAUUUUGCUUGUUAUUGUAUAUUCACAAACCUGUCAUAGAUAAUAAUAAACAUUACCCCUAAAAAGCCAUAACUGCAAUAAUUGUCUCUGUUUAGACUUCCCUCUGUAAGGAAGUAGUUUGAACAGUCUGUUGUCAUGGUGCUUUCAAAACAAGCCUUGAAGACAAAAUUAUCAUGUUCUCUGUCCACUGCUAGCAAGUUUCCAAGUAAAUGUGUAAUACUAGAAAUGCAGAGGUGAUACUUAAAAACAGUCAAAUGCUCACUUUCCAAGCCCGCGUGACAGUUCUGUAGCGGUACGGUUCUUAAACUUGUGACUUGGAGCACAUACAGUGCGCACCGGCAUAUUCUACGUCUCACUUCUGUUUGCGUUACAAACUUCCGUGUGAAAUACUUUGUAUUUCAGUACUCUCAGAAAGAAUUGUUUUGAACAUAGGUUUCCGUUUUUAAGUGUGUUGACAAUAAAAUCGAAAAUGUUCAUUAAAA
Messenger RNA from Aquila chrysaetos chrysaetos, 2184 nucleotides. It is a transcript of the gene POLR1D, whose product is annotated as RNA polymerase I and III subunit D. The coding region runs from base 572 to 1099 and encodes 175 amino acids. The record is from RefSeq and is a predicted model, not a curated record. The transcript is spliced from 4 exons. Lineage: Eukaryota; Metazoa; Chordata; Aves; Accipitriformes; Accipitridae.